AGGCUCCUGGAUUGUGAGUGACAGCUUUGAAGAACAUUCUGAAGAUUACACAUAGGAGACAAUGUACCAACAAUACAUCAGGAAUCUAAUCAUUGAACUCAUCUAGAACAAAAGCUCCCUAGUAUAACCACAUUAGAGUUCGUUUUGAAGCAGAAAUAAAUAGAUUUUGUUUUAAACAGCCAGAAUAUAGAUAGUUUAGUCCGAAAAGUGCAUUUUGGAAGAUGUCACUAAACACUCCUUCCAGCUCAGUGCCCAGUAACACCAGCCGUUUCCAAGUUCAUGUCAUAAACGAGGGCCAUGACAGCUGUGCAGCUGUGAGUGACAGCUCCGACCCCCCACAUUAUGAAGAGACCUCUUUUGGGGAAGAAGCCCAAAACAGACUGAGAAUCAGUUUUAGGCCUGGGAAUCAGGAAUGCUAUGACAAUUUCCUCCAAAAUGGAGAAACUGCUAGAACAGAUGCCACUUUCCAUGCCUAUGACUCCCACACAAACACAUAUUACCUGCAAACCUUUGGCCACAACACCGUGGAUGCCGUUCCCAAGAUUGAGUACUACCGCAACACGGGCAGCGUGAGUGGGCCCAAGGUCAACCGGCCCAGCCUGCUGGAGAUCCAUGAACAGCUCGCCAAGAACGUGGCAGUGGCACCUGGUUCAGCUGACAGGGUUGCCAAUGGUGAUGGGCUGCCAGGAGAUGAACGAGCUGAAAACAAGGAAGAAGAUACAGCAGGUGUUGUGAAGUUUGGAUGGGUGAAAGGUGUGCUGGUAAGAUGCAUGCUCAACAUCUGGGGAGUCAUGCUCUUCAUCCGCCUCUCCUGGAUCGUUGGAGAAGCUGGAAUUGGUCUUGGAGUGAUCAUCAUUGGCCUGAGCGUAGUGGUGACGACACUCACAGGUAUUUCUAUGUCUGCUAUUUGCACAAAUGGAGUAGUACGAGGAGGUGGAGCCUAUUAUCUGAUUUCCAGGAGUUUAGGGCCUGAGUUCGGUGGGUCAAUAGGCUUGAUCUUUGCUUUUGCCAAUGCAGUGGCUGUUGCUAUGUAUGUGGUGGGAUUUGCUGAGACUGUCGUAGAUCUUCUUAAGGAGAGUGAUUCAAUGAUGGUGGAUCCAACCAAUGACAUCCGGAUAAUUGGGUCCAUCACCGUGGUGAUUCUUCUAGGAAUCUCAGUAGCUGGAAUGGAAUGGGAGGCAAAGGCUCAAGUGAUUCUUCUGAUCAUCCUGCUCAUCGCUAUUGCAAACUUCUUCAUUGGAACUGUCAUUCCAUCCAACAAUGAGAAGAAAUCCAGAGGUUUCUUCAAUUAUCAAGCAUCAAUAUUUGCGGAAAACUUUGGGCCAAGCUUCACAAAGGGUGAAGGCUUCUUCUCAGUCUUCGCCAUUUUUUUCCCAGCUGCUACUGGGAUUCUUGCUGGUGCCAACAUCUCGGGAGACUUGGAGGACCCCCAGGACGCCAUCCCCAGAGGGACAAUGUUGGCCAUUUUCGUCACCACGGUUGCCUACAUUGGAGUUGCUAUUUGUGUAGCGGCAUGUGUGGUCCGAGAUGCCACCGGAAACAUGAAUGACACCAUCAUUUCUGGAAUGAACUGCAAUGGGUCCGCAGCCUGUGCAUUGGGCUAUGACUUCUCAAGAUGUCAACAUGAGCCCUGUCAGUAUGGGCUGAUGAACAAUUUUCAGGUCAUGAGCAUGGUGUCAGGGUUUGGCCCCCUCAUCACUGCAGGAAUCUUUUCUGCAACGCUGUCCUCAGCGCUGGCCUCCCUCGUCAGUGCUCCCAAAGUAUUCCAGGCUUUGUGCAAGGACAACAUCUUCAAAGGACUACAGUUCUUCGCAAAGGGAUAUGGGAAAAACAACGAGCCCCUAAGAGGAUACUUUCUCACUUUCCUGAUAGCCAUGGCAUUUAUUCUCAUUGCGGAACUGAACGUCAUUGCUCCCAUCAUCUCCAACUUUUUCCUGGCCUCAUAUGCGCUUAUUAAUUUCUCCUGCUUCCACGCCUCUUAUGCCAAAUCUCCAGGGUGGAGACCUGCAUAUGGAAUUUACAACAUGUGGUUAUCUCUUUUUGGAGCAAUUUUGUGCUGUGCAGUUAUGUUUGUCAUCAACUGGUGGGCAGCUGUUAUCACCUACGUCAUAGAGCUUUUCCUCUAUAUCUACGUGACUUACAAGAAGCCAGAUGUGAACUGGGGCUCCUCUACACAGGCUCUUUCCUACGUGAGCGCUUUAGACAAUGCUCUGGAAUUAACCACAGUGGAAGACCAUGUGAAAAAUUUCAGACCCCAGUGCAUUGUCUUAACAGGGGGACCCAUGACAAGACCUGCUCUAUUGGAUAUAACUCAUGCCUUUACCAAGAACAGUGGCCUUUGCAUCUGCUGUGAAGUCUUUGUGGGACCGCGCAAGCUGUGUGUUAAGGAGAUGAACAGUGGUAUGGCUAAAAAGCAGGCCUGGCUUAUCAAGAACAAAAUCAAGGCUUUUUAUGCUGCAGUGGCAGCAGACUGUUUCAGGGAUGGUGUCCGAAGUCUCCUUCAGGCCUCAGGCUUGGGAAGAAUGAAGCCAAACACUAUAGUGGUUGGAUAUAAAAAAAACUGGAGGAAAGCUCCCUUGACAGAGAUUGAGAACUACGUGGGAAUAAUACAUGAUGCAUUUGAUUUUGAGAUUGGCGUGGUCAUAGUCAGAAUCAGCCAAGGGUUUGACAUCUCUCAAGUUCUUCAGGUACAAGAUGAAUUAGAGAAGUUGGAACAGGAAAGACUGGCACUAGAGACCACUAUCAAAGAUAACGAAUGUGAGGAAGGGAAGGGAGGCAUCCGGGGCUUGUUUAAAAAAGCUGGCAAGCUGAACAUUACUAAGCCAACCUCUAAAAAAGACAGCAGCAUCAACACCAUCCAAUCAAUGCACGUGGGAGAGUUCAACCAGAAACUGGUGGAAGCCAGCGCUCAGUUUAAAAAGAAGCAAGGAAAAGGCGCAGUUGAUGUCUGGUGGUUAUUUGAUGAUGGAGGGUUAACUCUUCUUAUCCCCUAUAUAUUAACGCUCAGAAAAAAAUGGAAAGACUGUAAAUUAAGAAUCUAUGUUGGAGGGAAGAUUAACCGCAUUGAAGAAGAAAAAAUUUCAAUGGCUUCUCUUCUGAGCAAAUUUAGAAUAAAAUUUGCAGACAUCCAUAUCAUUGGUGACAUCAACAUUAAGCCGAACAAAGAGAGCUGGAAAGUCUUUGAAGAGAUGAUUGAACCAUAUCGUCUUCAUGAAAGCCACAAAGAUUUAACCACUGCUGAGAAAUUAAAAAGAGAAACUCCGUGGAAAAUUACAGAUGCAGAACUAGAAACAGUCAAGGAAAAGAGUUACCGCCAAGUUCGACUGAAUGAGCUCUUACAGGAACACUCAAGGGCUGCCAACCUCAUUGUCCUGAGCCUUCCAGUGGCGAGGAAAGGAUCUAUAUCGGAUUUGUUGUAUAUGGCUUGGUUGGAUAUACUCACAAAGAACCUCCCUCCUGUCUUGCUGGUUAGAGGAAAUCACAAAAAUGUUCUGACAUUUUAUUCUUAAAUCUGGAUGAUGAGAAGCAUUGUAACUUGAUGUUUAAAUAAUUAAGAAACAUGUCCAGUACUCUGUGUUGUCAAAUCUAAUCUAUGGAUACAUAGACCUUUGGAGACUACUCUACCAGACUCUACAUAAGAUUUUGUCUUUUAAAAAAAUUAUUAUUAAUGAGAGGUUUGGUGGAUUUUUACUACCAGCUUAAGAAACAUCAAACUAGAGCUACUCCUACAGAAACACCUUUGUCAUUACUGUUGACGAACACAUUAAUAAAAACUAGCCAACACCACUUAUGAGAAACUCUGAUUCUGCUGUGAGCUCCUCCAGGCAAACUUAAUCUCUGUUUUUGUGGAGUCUGCUGCUGAGCCGUGGUGUGGGCCUCAGCUCCACAGCAGGUCCUCAGUAAACGGUUAUUGACAGGCAGGCACCAUGGCCACAGGUGGUUAUCAAAGGAAAAGACCAACUGGGUCGGCAGCAUGAUUUUGCCUGGCCUCCUGAGAGGCUUAUGUCUACAAAGAAGAUUUAAAAAUCAAUAACUGAAAACUUUAAGAAGGACUUGAGUCUGCAAAAUGUUCAAAGCACUUACCUAAAUAAGGUUUAUUUAAUGUAGCGCAUAAUAUACUUAAAAGUAAUCACUGGUAACACGUAGCUUGAAUUUCUGCUAGCUGGAAGUAUAUUAACUACGUGAGAAAGUAGCAUACAUUCCAAUUAAAUAAAAUAUAGUCAAUUCUUAGCAUACAAAUAUUAAUUGUCCUCCCUGCUAAACAUUCUGUCAUAGUAUUAUUUUUUUCUUCUCAUUAAGUGGUUUGCAUAGAUGAAAUAAAAAUAAAUGUCUAAUUGAAAACCAAAUCUCACAUAUUUAAAAACACUAUUAAAAAAAAUAUCCUGAAUCUACAUUUAGAUACAUUCUAUCAAGAUUAUAUGGACUUAAAAGAAUAAUUAAAAUGUAAAUUGUAACAAUUGAAAAACUUGAAGGAUAUAGAUGUUGAUUUUUUUUUUGUUAGUAUGUUUCUAAUACUUAAUCACAGGAAAAACAACCAAAAAUUGUUUUUCUGAUGAGUGGCUUGAAUUUUUCCUGAAAUAUUUUGACUUGUUCUGAGAAAAUAUAUUGAGAAAAUCAACUUGAA
Molecule: messenger RNA, 4624 nt
Organism: Nannospalax galili (Upper Galilee mountains blind mole rat)
Lineage: Eukaryota; Metazoa; Chordata; Mammalia; Rodentia; Spalacidae
Gene: Slc12a1
Product: solute carrier family 12 member 1
Exons: 27
Coding region: 222-3509 (1095 amino acids)
Biological process (GO): chloride transmembrane transport; chloride ion homeostasis; potassium ion import across plasma membrane
Cellular component (GO): membrane
Molecular function (GO): sodium:potassium:chloride symporter activity
Source: RefSeq, a predicted model, not a curated record